This is a messenger RNA of Amoebophrya sp. A120, 4122 nucleotides long. The record is from the annotation of a GenBank genome assembly. Lineage: Eukaryota; Dinophyceae; Syndiniales; Amoebophryaceae.
CGCAGUGUUUUGGUAGGCGUUUAUUCCGCAGUGCAAUUUUCAAAGAUGUUUUGGUAGUCGGUGGGGGCCACGCGGGUAGUAGCGGUUUAAUAUUUAUAUUUUCGCCAAAUCGAAACAAAAGUUGAAAAGCCAUGACCCCAACCAACGUUGUUCUCUCCGACCACAUCCGCUCCCUCGCGGACGUGAGGCGGGAGGCGAAAAUAUCAACUGUAAAAAUGUCUGGGUCUGGAAGAUUCUGACACUUGUCAUGCACGUUUUGCACGAGCCAUGAUGUCUGUGAUGCAUACCCUAGCAAUGCAGAUUUUCUGAGGGCUUCUUGAUGCCUAUUCCGCAUGACAAAUGCCUUCUCAGUGCAGCGAAAAUUGCAUUCCCUUUGGUACUCAUGCAAUACAGAUUUUUUUUGGAUUCCAAAUGCAGCAUCACAGGUUGCAUUCUUCCAGACCCAGACAUUUUUACAUUUGAUAGAAAAAGGCUUCCGGCGCGGUCUUCUGCUGGUGGGAGGAAGCGGACCGGGCGCAGCGAUGGAAGAAGACGGGUGCUGCAACGGCGGAGCAGAAGAGCAGCGCCCGUACCAGUCGCUCGCGGGCGGUGGAAAAACAACACGCACGUCGUCGGGACCCAUCUUCUAGUAUGGGUUCCAGGUGGAGAUCGAAGGGACAGGGAGCGACCGCUCACGGUAGUACAACUACAGAGCCGCGGCCGAAUAAUGCAACACUUGCAGAACAAGGACCAGCGGCCACAAGGAGUGCUGCGUUUUCUCAUCUAGAAGUCGAGCAAAGCGUGUUAACUGCAGGAUCGUCGCACGACGAAAGCUCGGCGUCUUAUGCAUUGCAAAUAUGUGAAGGUCUGGGUGUGCUGGAAGAAGUAGAUUGCAUGGCUUGUCAUGCAUAGUUUACUUGGCAUGGACAAAAGGGUCGUUUAGACUACGGGUUUUAGUAUCUUCACAAGUGUCUUAAGAAGGCUCGUCGCUGCCUAGCCUACACGAGACCUUUCGCUCUCGUACGAUGACAAUAAAAAGUGGGCGCGUGCAGCUCCUUAUUUUGCUGGUCAUGCAAUACAGCUCUCUAUUGUCGAGCUGAUCUAGCAUCACAGACCCAGCAGACAUUUUUGCACCGGAUACGUCUCUGAACGAAGCAAUCCAGGAGCUGAUCAGAAAUGAGGAGCACAACGAGUCGGAACUUGUCAUGCAGACCGAGGAAGAAGAUAAACAUAAACCUACUCAUCUACCAAACAACAUCUUCCUCGAUGGCAAUUGCAAUACAAGUUCAACAUCUUUCGCUCUCGUGGACCACGCUGGACAGCAAGACUUUUCCUCCUCGUACCAAAUCGACAGCGCUCUGAACGAGUCCAGGAUCGAUUUUGCGCUGUUGAAAAAGACGAUUGCCGAGGAGCGGGAGCGAAAGACGAAGUGUGGCGCGGCCAGUCAGGUACUAGUCCGACUUCCGGCGGACGGUGAAGAAAAUCAGCGGGCCAGCACAAAGAUGCCAUCAGCUGCAACUACUUCGUCUAGUACAACGGCGGGUCGUGUAGCGGAUGCAGCGACUGAUGGUGGUACUGGCUUCAACGACGCCAGUGAAAACAUGGAAAGCUUAUUUCCAAAAAAGUUCAUCUCGUCCGCGGUUGUUCACAGCACGGCGUUUGAACAUGUUGGCUCGGGACCGCAGGAGCUCCGUGCGGAGGAAGGCAGACGGACAGGAAGAGAGGCUGCGCCUGUGCUGGUCCAGGGUAUUCAGAAGAACAUCAACGCAGUAGAACAACAAGGAGUGAAGAUGAGAAGCGCGAAUGCUUUAUCGACUUCAUCGUCGUCUUCGCAAGUGGCCAAAACAAGCGGCGAGACCUCCACCACGACGACAGGCGCGCUGAACAAAGUGUCUGCAACGAAAUUGUCCCGGCGCAGAAGCAGUAGCUCUGCGGAGGAGCAGAUAAAUGCGACCCCAUCUCCUGCAGCUUAUUCGCAGCGCGGAAUGCCACAACAUGCGGCAAAGAAUGCACAACAAAUAACUUCUACACAGGGACAGGACUCUAGACCCGCCACUCUGAAAAACGAGACGGAUCGGCAGCAGAUUCUGGAUAUCCUGUGCAAAAGUAUCGUACUCGUAUUGCAGUCAUGCAUUAGCAUUACAAAUCUUUUUCUUGAGGUAAAUCAGCACUACAAAUUUUUUUUCUCAUGCUGAGGAAAUUUGUAAUGCAUUUAUAUACACGAGUACGAUACUUUUGCAAUUCAUACUGGACACCCUCGGCGCUCUGAACUGGUCGGAAAAGCAGGCUGGCGCAUCUGCCGGCACGACGAAAAGAGAUCUAGUUCAUCUUCCCGAGGAAAGUAAAAACAACAAAAAAUUUUACAACCCCAACAACUACGACGCGGUCGUUGAUCAUUAUAACCCGCUCAGGUGUUACAAUCUCAAACGUUACAACAGAGUCUGAGAUUUGUCUUGCAUCAUGGGCAUGAUCUAGCCAACUCUCAUGGGGUUGCGCAUGACAAGUUCCGGAGCUCCAAACCCCACUACAAUCUGGGAAAAUUUGUAUUGCAAAAGGUGGAACGCUGUGCGAGUCUGUCAUGCCCAUCAUGCAAGACAAACUCCAGACUCUAUUGUAACGUUUGAGAUUGUAACGUUUGAGCAAGUCAUAAUCAUGAUGACAGUUUUCUCAACCUGUCCCCCGCACGGCCGGCGAUGAGGACGAACGGAGGGCGGCUUGUAGUACAGCAUGAUCGCCAGAUGAAUAACGGCACCUGGUUAUCCUAUGUAAAAAUGUCCCCACACCAUAGUCAAUAUGGGAAGUCUGCAACACAAAUCCCCAAGUUUUUGGGGUUCUGCAUGACAAAAGUUUCCAUCUGCAGUGUAGUACUGGCUGGCAAGGAAAGCCGCACGACAAAGCCAUUUUCUCGUCCUGUUUACAGCAUUACAAAUUCCAAAAGACGACUGGAAAUGCCUCUCAUGGAAGAGCGCAUUACAAAUCUUCCUGGCAUUGCGCAUUUGCAUGACAACGGUGGGGUGGGGACGUUUUUACACAGGAUACUGGUCCCCUCGCUACGAGGAAACGCCGACUUUGAAGCAACAGUGGGUUUUACCAGCGUAUGAACAGCAGAUACCGGCGGAACUAGUUUCAUCCAGCGAGAGUCGUAACAGCAUGUUGAACCAUGACUGUCGUUGGCCGCAGGUUGGUCGGGCGAAUGUGGAUACUAAACAAGAAGUAGUCUCUCGUCAUCUCGACGCUGGCCAACGGCGCGUUGCUGUCCAGGAGCAAGAGGAGGCGGAGGUAGACAAGGAGCGGCGGUUUCUUGGUCGGAAUUUUGACGGUGUUGAUAACUCCUAUCAACAAGAAGAAGUGCUGCACUACGAUAAGAAGAAGAGCCACUUCUUCCCUGCGGGGUGUAACAAAGGUGCGGCGGAUCAUCAUGAUGAUGUUGAUUCUCACCUUGGUCUACUCCCUGAAGAUGUAGGUGGCUGCAAUCUUGAAGAUGUUCCACCCACCUGGCCCUCGUCCACCUCCGUAGUCUACUUCCGGAAGCAUCGGCCCCAGCCGAAAAUCGCGAAUUUCCUGGCGACCAGUUUCGAUUAUGAGAAUCUGCAGGGAGGUGGAGGAGAUGCGGUUUUUGCGGGUAGUACUUCUAGGUUCUUGCCGGAAGAAGAUAUUAAAGAUGAAAUGUACAGGGGUCGUCCUGCCGGACCUCCGGGCUUCGACAACUACUACAGCGGACAUGAUCACGACGUGAACAAAAACAGGGUCGCAAUUAUGACCAGGGAAGUCGACCGGGGAGGGAGUUACAGUCAAGCAAAUGAAGACCCUUUCACCUAUGAUUACCGUGAGGACCACAUUAAUGCAACGGAAAUUAUAGGAACUACUCGAUCAUCCCAAAAACUAUCGCACUUUCACGAUAUUUUAGAGCGGCACGGGAGGCAUAAGUAAUCUAUCACUGAGAAGCUGCACUGUCUCGGUAGUACUUAGUUCCGUAUAUGCAAACCACGCUAGUAGGGAAGAUUUGACUUUGAACGGUUUUGGAAAAAUUACGCGAAUAAACAGUUCUUGCUUUUUCUUCUAGCCUUUCUGGAGACAGCUGGAGUUGCGCUGAUCAUGAUGAAAUUCUUCUAGCGGGGGCGGUUCUUGCAAUUGAUUUUUGAA